CUCACGUGGAGACGCACAGGCUCUUAUUAUUACAAAAACAAACAAGAUAUAAACCUGAUGACAGGUGCAGAACAACCAUCUACAAUAAAGUACUACAUAUUAAGACAUACAAAGAUUUUCCUUCCUACAAACAACAAAAUUAACUGACUUAAUUUAAGAAACAAGAAGCCUAGGAAAGAAGAUUCAGGGGAUAUAGACAACAAUAGUCUAAAACCCUAUACCAAGAAAGAAGAAAAAUAAGAGGAAAGUAUCUUAGAUAAGGAUGGGAAGGAAGAGUAAGAAACGCGCAUUGCAGGAAGUACGGGCAGGAGUAACUAGAGCGGCCAAAAGAAGAGCUGCAGUUGAUGAUGUGCCCAAGUCAAGUGCCUUUGUUACUGCAUGCCUUGAAAGAGGACUUAGUUUUGAAGAUGACAAGGCUGAGGAUAUACCAUCAAGCCUAAUAGGGGUCAAAGAAGAGUUAUCCAGUGAAGAUAAAUCGGAUGAAUCGUUCAUGGAGCAUCCAAGACUAAUGCAGAACUUCAAUGUGAAGGCUGAAAUGGAUGAAGACUUUGAUGAAAUUGAAAACAAAUUAGAAAUAAAAGAUGAACCAAUAGAGUAUCAUGACUCGGAAUACAGUAUCAUGUUUGAAGAAAGUGUUGGCAGAGUUGACGAUUCAAAAGACUUCAUAAAUGUUUCAAACCUUUGUCAGCUGGAGAAUGGUGAACGAACCAGUCAGAGAAGAAGAAGCUGCAACUUGACAUCAGAUGACAGUGAUUCAAAUAGAGAUUUUGAUAAGGACGAUGACGGCUUCGAUUCUGAUGAGGAUGAUGAAUUUACACUGUGCACUUCCACAACCAAGAUGGAAAUUAUGACAGGAAUAAAUGCAUCGCUGUUUUACACAAGAGUCAGAAACAGGGAGCUAUGUAGAGAAAACACGGGAAUUGUGCCAAUUGAACAAGAUAAUGGGCUUAGUGAUGAAUCUUCAGACGAGUCUGAUGGGGACAUGGGUGAUGCUGAAUUCGAGUCACCUGAGACAGGUGACAUCGAUCUCGACCCAACCCGGCAAGUCAAGAUGGGUCCCACGCUACUGACUGACGGGGAAAAAGCCCGUAUUCUCGCUCUUCGGGAGGAGAGAGUGCCGAUUAAAGAAAUAAUGAGGAGGACAGGGAGAGGUGGCAAACCAUCAGCUGUCAGGAAGCAUGAGGCUAGUGUUUCAACAUCCUCACCUGGUGGUGCACCAUCAUCAAGAAGCGAUAGUAGUGAACCAGGCCCAUCUACAUCUCGACAAGCUGGUGCUGCAGGUUCCAGAAGAGGCUGUCGAUCUCAGACAUUUCUGGACCUCCUUGAUGAAAGCGACUUUAGUGAGAGUGAUGAUGACUGGCUACCCGAGGCAGUGACGUCAGCUGGGAGACUGAUUGGUGUUGAAGAAGCUGUCACUUCAUCGGACUCGGAUUCUGAAGAGGAUCUCCAAGAGAAAUCUGUGUCUUCUACUGUUGGAGAGCCAAGAACAUUGUUUUACUUAAGAAAUAGAGCUUUCGUUGACCAUGCUCCUCAGGAUAUAGCCAAAAAUUUGGGAUCUUGUAAUCUGUUAAAACCAAUCGAGUAUUUUCUAUCUUAUGUUAGUGAGGAUUUUUUGGAUGAUAUUGCAAUGUACACAAAUAUGAAAUCAAUUGAAGCCAAAGGAACAUGUAUCAAUACAAACAGCAGAGAAAUUGCUACAUUCAUAGGAAUGACCUUUGCCAUGUCAGUUAUAAAGAUGCCAAGGAUUAAGAUGUAUUGGCAGUCAAAAACUAGGAUCCCUUGGAUUGCUGAGAAAAUGUCAAGAGACAGAUUUUUCAGUCUCAGACACUCACUUAAGGUUAUUGAUGACAGCACUAUAUUGGAAGAGGACAGGAAAGUAGACAGGUUAUGGAAAGUGAGACCUCUACUGGAAGCAAUCCGAACUCGUUGCAGUGAGUUGCCAAGGCCAUCGAAGGUCAGUAUUGAUGAGAGCAUGAUUCCUAUUCGAGGUAGGAUCAGUAUCAGACAACAUGUUCCAGGCAAACCUUUCCCAGAUGGGUUAAAAAUGUUUGUGUUAGCUUCCCCAAGUGGAAUGGUACUAGACUUUGAAAUUUUUCAAACUAAAGAAGCAUUGCUAUCCACUGUUGAAAAGUUAAAUGUUAAGCCUAACAGAACCAUCACGACUGGUGAAGCAGCAGUCUUAAGGUUUGUGCGUAGUGUGGAUGCUGGCACAAGUAUUUUUUUUGAUAGUUAUUUUACAAGCUCAAACUUGCUAUGUGACCUGUAUGACAGAGGACUUCGAGGCACAGGCACUAUUAAGAAAAACGUGGUACCUAAAGCAGCGAAGCAAAAAUUGAAGACCGAGGCAGCCUUGCGCAAAGAGGGUAGAGGUGCAUCCGACUGCCAAGUGAGAAAUGAUAACAAGGUAGCUGUGACUGCCUGGUAUGGCAAAAAGAUGGUACUGAUGGCUUCAAAUGAGUUCUCUAUUGAUGAUGAAGAUGUGUGCCAGCGUUGGUCUAAAGCUUCCAAUACCCAUGUUGGUAUGAAGAGGCCCCGUGUGGUAAGAGAAUACAACCGUGCCAUGGGGGGUGUAGAUGUUCAUGAUCAAAUAGUCAGCUAUUACAAAAGCCCAAAUCGCACUAAAAAAUGGACUGUUAAGGUGGUAUUGCAUAUGCUUGAUGUUGUGACUGCCAAUUGUUGGCUGGAAUACAGAAAUGCUAUAGAGUCAAAAUCCAAACAGUAUCUGGACUUUAAACUAAUCUUGGCAGACCAGUUAAUGUCAGGAGAUUUCCUUGACCAUGCCAGUAACAGUCAAAGUAUUUCAGAUGCAAAUAUCUUUGCAGUAGACACUACUGAUUCAGAGACUGGACCUUCUUCAAAGGUAGCUAGACGAGGCUUGUCUCCUCUGCCAAGCAUGGCCGAAAGAAAGAGAGGUGCAUCCCAUCUCCCAAUAAUCAUUGAUGAUAAGAACUCAUUCCGAAGAUGCCGCAGGGAAGGAUGUAAGAACAGAACCAGAACGCUGUGUACUAAGUGUAAGAUAUUUCUCUGCAACUAUGCAAAGAGAAACUGUUUCUUUGAGUUUCAUGUAUAAGUGAUCUGAUAUUUGCUUUCUAUUUUUUGGCAUGGUGCACAUAUGUUACUUCUGUAUCACAUAGAAGGAAACUACAGCAGUGAUGUUGCAAUUUAUUUUAGUCUUACACUAAAGAAUAGGCUCACGAAGGAGAUUUAUGUUUCAUGAUACUUUAAUGAAUCCAUUUUUAUACAUAAAGAAAAGGACGUCCUUUUUUGCAAAUUAUGCAAGCAUUUUUCUACCAUUUUAUAGAAGGUUAUUUUUUAUUUACCUCGAUGUAGUAAUUAAUAAUGAAACUACACAUUUACAGAAAGAAUGUAUUUAUUUUUUAAAAAUAUGCAUGUAUUCUACCAUUUUACAGAAGGAUUCUUCUUUAUUU
Molecule: messenger RNA, 3428 nt
Organism: Penaeus chinensis
Lineage: Eukaryota; Metazoa; Arthropoda; Malacostraca; Decapoda; Penaeidae
Product: piggyBac transposable element-derived protein 2-like
Exons: 10
Coding region: 263-3070 (935 amino acids)
Source: RefSeq, a predicted model, not a curated record